Mytilinidion resinicola is the source of this 3258-nucleotide messenger RNA. Its product is annotated as DNA mismatch repair protein. Bases 1 to 2763 code for a protein of 920 amino acids. Gene Ontology annotation, biological process: mitotic recombination; mismatch repair. Lineage: Eukaryota; Fungi; Ascomycota; Dothideomycetes; Mytilinidiales; Mytilinidiaceae. Gene Ontology annotation, molecular function: ATP binding; mismatched DNA binding; ATP-dependent DNA damage sensor activity. The record is from RefSeq and is a predicted model, not a curated record. Gene Ontology annotation, cellular component: MutSalpha complex; nucleus. The transcript has 5 exons.
AUGGCUUCGCGACCGGAACUUAAAGUCGAAGAUGAAGGCGGCUUCGUCAGGUUCUUCCGGAACCUCCCCUCAAAUGGCGGCGACACCAUUCGGAUAUUCGAUCGAGGCGACUACUACACAGCUCACGGCGAGGAUGCUACUUUCGUUGCUAGGACGGUCUACCGCACCACCUCUGUCCUCCGCAAAUUGGGCAAAGAACCAGGUCUCGAGUCCGUCACCAUGUCGAUUACAGUGUUCCGUAACUUCCUACGCGAAGCGUUGUUCCGCCUCAGCAAGCGCAUUGAAAUAUGGGAGUCAUCCGGAAAAAUGAGCUGGAAGGUCAAAAAACAUGCAUCCCCAGGAAACCUCCAAGACAUCGAAGAGGAGCUCGGCGGACAGCUCGAGAGCGCUCCUAUAAUACUGGCGGUGAAAGUAACGGCGAGGGCUUCCGAAGCUCGGAACGUUGGUGUCUGCUUUGCGGAUGCUAGUGUGAGGGAGCUUGGCGUGAGCGAGUUCCUGGACAAUGACCUCUACUCCAACUUCGAAUCUCUCCUCAUCCAGCUCGGUGUUAAGGAGUGUCUGAUACAAGCGGAUGGCACGAAGAAAGACGUAGAGCUGAACAAGCUGCGGACGAUUGCAGACAGCUGUGGAUGCGCGGUUUCGGAGAGGGGGUUCGCGGAUUUCGGCACAAAAGACAUCGACCAAGACCUGACCCGAUUGCUGCGGGAUGAGAUGGCCGUUGGAAGCAUGGCCCAGACGGACCUAAAGCUGGCAAUGGGUUCCGCAGCUGCGCUGAUCAAGUAUCUGGGUGUCAUGUCGGAUUCGUCGAAUUUCGGGCAAUAUCAGCUGUACCAGCACGACUUGUCGCAAUACAUGAAGUUGGAUGCGGCGGCAUUGAAGGCUUUGAAUCUGAUGCCUGGACCAAGGGACGGAUCCAAGACAAUGAGUUUGUAUGGCUUGUUGAAUCAUUGCAAGACUCCAGUGGGCAGCCGUCUAUUAGCUCAGUGGCUCAAGCAGCCCUUGAUGAAUGUUGAAGAGAUUGAGCGAAGACAGCAAUUAGUCGAGGCUUUCGUGGAGGAUACGGAGCUGCGACAGACUAUGCAGGAGGAUCAUCUACGGUCUAUCCCAGAUCUUUACAGGCUUGCGAAGAAGUUCCAGAGGAAAAUGGCAAAUCUUGAGGACGUGGUAAGAGCGUAUCAGGUUGCUAUCCGCCUUCCUGGGUUUCUCGGAACCCUUGAGGGAAUCAUGGACGAACAGUACAAGGAUCCGUUGGAAGCUGAGUACACUUCAAAGCUACGAGAAUACUCCGACAGCCUAGCGAAACUCCAGGAGAUGGUUGAGACUACUGUAGAUCUCGACGCCCUUGACAAUCACGAAUUCAUCAUCAAGCCAGAGUUUGACGACGGGCUACGAACAAUCAGGAAGAAGCUGGACCGGCUAAAGUAUGAUAUGGGAGUUGAACAUGCUAGGGUCGGAAAAGACCUUGGUCAGGAAAUCGACAAAAAACUGUUUAUGGAGAAUCACCGAGUGCACGGUUGGUGCUUUCGCUUGACUAGAACGGAAGCUGGCUGCAUUCGGAAUAAGAAGCAGUAUCAAGAAUGUUCGACUCAGAAGAAUGGCGUUUUCUUCACUACUUCAACCCUUCAAGGACUGCGGCGAGAGUUUGAUAAGCAUUCUGAUAACUACAAUCGCACUCAAAGCGGGCUCGUCAAUGAGGUCGUUGGAGUUGCGGCAUCCUACUGCCCCGUCAUCGAGAAGUUGGCCGGCGUUCUUGCACAUCUCGAUGUCAUUGUCAGUUUCGCCCACGUAUCGGUACACGCUCCCACCGCCUAUUCUCGCCCAAAGAUGCACCCUCGAGGCACCGGAAACACCAUUCUCAAAGAAGCGCGUCAUCCGUGCAUGGAGAUGCAAGACGACGUUCAAUUCAUCACAAACGACGUGUCUCUCGAACGAGGCAGCUCCGAGUUCGUCAUCAUCACUGGACCCAACAUGGGCGGUAAAUCCACCUACAUCCGCCAAAUCGGCGUCAUCGCCCUGAUGGCCCAAAUCGGCUGCUUUGUACCUUGCUCUGAGGCCGAACUGACGAUCUUCGACUGCGUCCUCGCUCGUGUCGGCGCCAGCGACUCGCAACUGAAAGGCGUCUCGACCUUCAUGGCCGAGAUGCUUGAAACCGCCAACAUCCUCAAGUCCGCGACUAAGGAGAGCCUCAUCAUCAUCGACGAGCUCGGCCGCGGCACCAGCACCUACGACGGCUUUGGCCUCGCGUGGGCCAUCUCGGAGCACAUCGUUAAGGAAAUCGGCGCCUUUGCUCUCUUCGCAACCCACUUCCACGAACUCACCGCCCUGAGCGACACGUAUCCACAGGUUCAGAACCUCCACGUCGUCGCCCACAUCAGCGACUCCCCCCCUGACGGCGCCCACGCGGAGAGCAGGCGCGAGGUGACGCUGCUCUACAAGGUCCAGCCAGGCGUGUGCGACCAGUCAUUCGGCAUCCACGUUGCGGAGCUGGUGCGGUUUCCGGCGAAGGUCAUCAAUAUGGCGAAGCGGAAGGCGGAUGAGCUGGAGGACUUCUCGGGUAAACAUGAGGAUGGGUAUGUGGCGGCGGAGAAGGAGGAUGUGGAGGAGGGGAGUAGGCUGCUGAAGGAGGUGCUGGUGAGGUGGAAGCGGGAGGUUGAGGCGGAGGGGUUGAGUGGGGAGCAGCAGGUGGAGAGGAUGAGGGAGCUAGUCGGGGCGGAUGAGAGGUUGUUGGCGAAUCCGUUCUUCAAGGGGGUUAAGGCGUUGUAAGAGACAACUGGGGUACUGAGUUCGAGAUACUGCGUGGGAAGGUGGAGCAGCGUUUGAGGACAGGCACUGGCGUAUGGCUACUGGGCGUAUUCUUUGACGUACACACGGCAAUGUAUGUACGAUCAGCUCUGUUACAAGGGCCAUAAUAUCGAAGCUUGAAAGAGGGUCUCUUGUCCCGAACCAAAUGGAGUCUACAGUCAAGAUUGCUGUAUGUACGCUGAGCAUGCAGGUGGAAAACUUGCAAAGAUAUCAACUACCUAGAGAGAAAGUGGAGCAUAUGUCUGGAUGUACUCGAAACCCCAGGCUAGAUGUGCGUAGCCUCCGCCUGUCCCCUUUCCUGCUAUCGAAACGGCCAACAAAGCUCAUCCACAACUACCACAACCUGAAAACCUAAACCAUUCCACCAAAAAAACAAGAAAUAUCCAUUCAGAGCGAUAGAACCCUCCAUCCAUAUCCCACGAACUUCCUAUAAAUCGCAUAGGACCUCAAAGCGAU